Molecule: messenger RNA, 1921 nt
Organism: Gigantopelta aegis
Lineage: Eukaryota; Metazoa; Mollusca; Gastropoda; Neomphalida; Peltospiridae
Product: protein NipSnap-like
Exons: 10
Coding region: 53-943 (296 amino acids)
Cellular component (GO): mitochondrion
Source: RefSeq, a predicted model, not a curated record
GUCGAGUCGUCAAAAUGGAAGAGGGAAAAAAGAAAAGAAAAGAAAAAGAAAGAUGGCGGGUGUUUGUAGUCGACAUUGGGGGAAAAUACCCCGAAUGGCAGCAGUGGCUGGAUGGCAUAUCACAAAGAACAUUAGAUGUCUUGCUACAAGUCCAGUAUUACACAAGCAGCUGGCCGAGAAGGAGCUGCAGGAAGAUGUGGAGGUGGUGGAGAAGAAAGGCUGGUUUAAAAACCUGCUGCGAGUUCGCACAAUCCCCACGUCGUCGGAAUCGCACUCCAGUCAGCUGUCGGACAAGGAAGUCGUCUACGAAAUACAGUUUCAUGCUGUGAAGCCAGAAUAUAUGGAAGAUUAUCUCACCCAGUUUGGACAGUUUCAGGAGCUGCUAAAAGUGAAAGACACGGGGGCGGAGCUUAUUGGCAGUUUUACAGUUGAGAUUGGUGAACAGGAUGAGGCCAUUCAUAUCUGGGAGUUCAAGGGAGGCUAUCCAAUGCUUAACCGAGCUACAGAAAUUUACAGAAUGGAUCAGGAUUUUAUACAAUUUCGACGAAGUCGUAACAAGAUGUUGAGAUACAGACGGAAUCAGAUAUUAUUACCAUUUAGUUUCUGGCCAGAACCAACCCCGAGACCACCUACCAACAUAUAUGAACUCAGAAGCUACUUGUUAAAGCCAGGAACUAUGAUUGAGUGGGGUAAUAAUUGGGCUCGUGGAAUUCAGCAGCGUCAAACAAACAAUGAGCCAGUGGCAGGUUUUUUCUCACAGAUGGGGCAGGUCAAUGUGGCACAUCACAUAUGGGGUUAUAAAGAUCUGCAGACACGAAAGGAAACGAGGGAGGCUGCGUGGCAGAGACCAGGCUGGGACGAGUGUGUGGCGUACACUGUGCCUCUGAUUCGACACAUGGAGUCAAAGAUUCUGAUCCCGACACCGUUUUCUCCAUUACAGUAGCAGGAAGUGCCAAACCCAGUAGUCAUGACAACAAACUUUGUUUCAAAGUGCACCAUCUUGUGUGGAAAGUGUACUAUGUUACAUAGAAAAUUGUACUAUGUUACAUAGAAAAGUAUUCUGUAUUACACAGAAAAUGUACUGCAUUAUACAGAAAAAGUACUGCAUUACAUAGACAGUAUGCAGCAUUACAUAGAAAGUGUGAAGUGGUAAAAAGUUAUAUUGUUUAUAUUGCUGUGAGCAGACAACAGUAUAUAUAGAGUCCAUGCCUAUAAAACUUAAACAUCAGACACAAUACGUUAACAAAGUCUCCAAACUUAGACUAUGCUUUUUGUAUAGGCGAGAUUAUGAUAUUUACAAAAUGUUACUGACAGGGAGAUGAUAGAUUAAGCAUUGACAUUUUGUAAAUGUUUAAUUUAUUACAUCCCUGUUAGGUCUGCUAUAAAGGAGAUUAUGAUUGCCUUGAGUCUAGAUUUAAGUUUCAUAAGCAUGGGGCAUUGUAUGUUAUAUAUUUAUGUUGAUAUUUAUGUUCUCAAACCAGUAAUAUGUGCAAGUCUGUAUUUUGCUGUUAUUUAUGUGAAAUGUAUUCAUUUUAGGGCAGUUCUAGAAUUGAUGGCAUGAGUGUGGGGGUAUUUCUUUGUAUACCCACCACCCAACAAAUAAAUUUAAUUUAAACCAUUUAUCCACAGAGAAAACUUCCCAGCAGACCUACUGGGCACAAAAUGAUAAUUAUGAUGCCUGUCUCCCCCUAGUGAUCAUUUCUGGAUCGUCCCUUGGCCCUGUGUGGAGAUUACCCUGGUUUGUUUGACACAGUCUUCAAUAAAAUACACUGAUCAACAAAUGAAAUGCCAAUACUAAUUUAGUUUUCUUUAAUUUAUUCAAAAUUAUUUUGUUUGAAUCUCAUUAAUUUUUGUGUAUUUACCAAAUUAAUGUUAUCUUAAAAAAAAAAUAUAUUUAUAUUAAUAAGGAUUGUCUGUUAUU